Molecule: messenger RNA, 6019 nt
Organism: Pararge aegeria (speckled wood butterfly)
Lineage: Eukaryota; Metazoa; Arthropoda; Insecta; Lepidoptera; Nymphalidae
Exons: 13
Coding region: 632-3709 (1025 amino acids)
Molecular function (GO): DNA binding
Source: RefSeq, a predicted model, not a curated record
GAUGGUGGUGUGACGUUGCGCUUCCAGCGUACCCCCGCCCCGCGCGCCGCGUACUUUACUUAUUUUUGUCAAACCUUACCAGUUACGCCAUAUUUGCUUUAUGUUUUAUUGUUUAUUAUUGGCAUUAGGCAUUCUAUUCCGUUUCCUUCGCCUCAUCUCAUUAUCUUCGCAAUUAAAAAGUUACGUUGCCAACUGCAUAGGUGGACGUAAAACAAUACGUGUUCAAAUUUCGAAUUAGUUUGACAGAUAAUUAAUUAUUUUCAUUGUGCUUAGUAAUUAAUUAAAAAAUAGGACAAUUUAAUUGAAAUAGUUAAGUCGUGCGAUGUGAAAACCAUAAAACGUGUUCAAAUUUUAAAAUAGGCACAAUAAAUUAUGCAAUUUGUAUUGCGAAUAGCGAAUAAUAAAAAAUAAUAAAUUACAAACAUGUGUGAAAAAAAAGAAGUGUUUUGUUUAGUGUGUAAAAUUUAAAAAUAGAACGUGGAAACUGUUUCCGAUGCACAGUCAGUGGCUAUAGCGUUUUAUAAAUAGUGCAAUGUGUACAGAGUGUAGUUAAAUUACAAAAGAUGCAUUCGAAAUUUAAAAUUUCGCCAACCUGAUGUGUGUUCUGUGUUUCUGAAGUGCAUUUUAUUGGAUGUUUAUAAUGGAGAAACCUUCCUAUAAGCUGGUGGGGGCGCCGUGCGGGCACCACGGUCAGUACACCUUCUACAAAGCCAUCAGGCUGACCGGCCAGUCGGAGCGGAUCUACGCGAUUGGAGACUUCUUCUUCGUCAGGAUAUGGCAGGACUCAGAGCUGGUGUCCAUAGGGGAACUGCAGCUCCUGUGGACAGACCGCGUGUCCGACCAGACCCUGGUUUCCUUGAGACUCUACUUCCUACCUGAGAACACGCCUGAUGGCAGAAGUUUGCAUGGCGAGGACGAGGUGCUGGCGAUCAACGACAAGGUGGUGCUGCGGGCAGAGGACCUGCUGAGCUGGGUGUGCGACGGUAGCGGCUGGCGCUGGGGGCUGCGGGCAGUGUGGCGCGGGGCCUGCGCUCCGCCCACGGAGCCCCAGGACUCCGCGCCACUGCACCACACGCGCAUGGACUUCAGCGACGUCGACCGAGAGAAGAACGCCGUCAAUGUGGACAUUGCGGCGCCGGGCGUGGUUGUGUUUUCUUACCCGCGAUACUGUCGCUACCGCGCGUUACUGGCGCGGCUGGAGGGCAUCCAGGCGGCGUGGCUUCGGGACUCGCUGGUGGCCGCGCUGGGCGGCUACGCGGCGCCCACCAGGAACACAAGAAUACUGUACUGCAAGGACACGUUUGAGUACCCGGAGCUGGAAGGACACGAGUUCGUGUGCAACCACCUCGCACCCAAGCUGAAAGGUCGCCCGCGAGGGAGGCGGCGACGCGCUCCGCGAUCGCGGUCCCGAUCCCGCUCACCCGACUCGCGCUCCAGCGACAGCGAAGCGCGGCGCACGCCCGAAACUAGGACACCGAGGAGGCUCUCCCUCCGCAACGGCCCGGAGAAGCACAGCGACGAAGAAGAGGAAGUGGAGAAGAAGCCCGAAGAAGCGGCGAAGGACGAGGCCUUCUUGCAGCAGCUACGGGAGUUCUUCACCAGAAAGGGGGAGGUGUUGAAGAUAUCGCACAGCGUUAGAAAUUUGUCGUUGCGCAGUCUUUACGUGGCGACCAUAUCGAUGGGCGGGUACGACGCGGCGGGUCGCUGUCAGUUCUGGCGCCGCAACUACAAUGAGAAGGCCUCGAAGGUGCGGCGGCUUUACGAGAGAUAUUUGCUACAGUUCGAACAUUACGAGAGAUGGAACGGCAGGAAAUUCCCGAAAAUGCCGAACGGCAAGCUAAUGGAACCAAAGACUAUCGCCACUAUUGACGUCACAGACUCACCGACCCGAGACAUAGACACCAAAUCGACUCUCCCGGAAAAAAGACUGAGAACGCCAUCCCCUCGGAAACAAGAGAAAUUAAUUCUAGACAACGAAACCGGGGAGCUAUUGAAAGAGGAAGUCAAUUUCACAUCAAAACCUGCGGAGGAAUUGAACAGGGAGUUCUUAGAUUCCCUGCCUCCAAAAGAGGAAGACAACAAGCCAGUGAAGAUAUUCGUGAAGCCCGUAGAGAAACUUAUAGAGCCGAGUAUGAAGGAGAAUGUAGUUAAAAUUUUCGAGCAAAAUACUGCGUUAAUGUCCGAAUUGUCUAAGCAGAAAUUGAUGGAUUCCGGCAAGAAUGCAGAGGCGAAUAAGUUGUUUAACGAUGGCAACACUAGGUUUUUGAAUGAAUUGGCGCAGAAGUUGCAUUUAGGUAACGCGGACACGAGAUUUUUGCAGCAUCUUUCCCAAAGCCAGUCUACGGACAGUCUGUCCAGCCUAUCCUCACUCGGCGACAAAUACACCAACGGACACACGAACGGCACUAAUGUUGGUGAACAGAAGUCGCGACCGGCGGGGCGGAGCUCCUUACGCGCGGUGCGGGUUAAGCCCACCAGGCCGAUGACUGCGAGACAGACGCCGCCCGUGCCCCCCCUACGCUCGGACUCCGCGUCGUCGUCUCCCCCCUUGGUGGGUGGCACCACCGCCAGCACGACAGUCACCAACUUCGGCAUCCACCACCCGCGGCCGCAGUCCACGCAGAGCGACGACGAAAUUGUAGAGGUUCCCUACCAACCAAAGAGUCCAGAGAUCAUCGACCUGGAUGAAUACCCGGAGAGUCCGCAGGGCAUCAAGAAAAAGAAACUGGAGAUCCUCAAGGAGAGAGGCCUCGAAGUCACCGCGGUGCCCCCGGGCCCCGUGUGGCCCGCCCUGGCUAACCCGAUCACCCCUCUCAUUAACCCCAAUCCCAUAAUCCUGAACCCGGCGGUUCAACACCAGAUUUUGUCCCAAGCCCAAAUGUUCCAAAUGUACAACAUAAUCCCCAACUACCCUAACGCGGUUCAAGCUCCAAAAGUGAUCCAAGCAUCGAGCGCUUUCGGUAACGCUGGUCCAGAAAAAACCGUUUACGGCAACCCAAAAGACCCCUUUAUGCCCCCACCGCACGUCCUACAGGGGACGCCUAUCAAACCGCAACGCUCCAUCGCCACCCCUACACCCACACCCCAAGAUAUCCUAGACUUGACGUGUAAAACACAAACUGCCCCCACGCAAAAACCCGCAGUUGAAAUAGUGAGAAUCCCUUCAGAGACCCCGUCGCCAUCCAAAACCCCCAACCCCCAGAAUCUAAGCAAAAACUAUACAAUCCUAGACGGCAAGGCCGUGGUAUCGAAUUUAGAAAUAACACUAGUGAAUCCAAAAUCACAGACUCCACCAAAAAAGCAUCCGCAGAAGCGGUCAUCGAACGGAAAAUUCGCGUCGCUAAAAACCCCAACGCCCCCUAAAGAUUACCCCAAAACAUUCCCGACCCCUUCGCCCAAAAAACCGCCGAUAACCGUUCCGAGCUACCAAAUCGCUAAAGACGAAUGCCCGAGCAGUUCGACCCAAAAGGACAGCGCCCAAAGUACUGUUCUACAAAACGUAUUCAAAAACCAAAACCUAGCGCAAAUGAUGGAAAUGCAGAAGGUUCCAAUGACCCCUUUCAUGGACCCCUUGUACAUGCAGCACAUAUACAACAGCCUGGGGCAAAUGGACCAGCGACAGCUGGCUAUGUACAGAGACUUCAUGACCAACCAGUUCAGAGGGUACACCGGAUUGCUGAACAUGUCCACGCCUACAACGAAAAAUUAGUGAGGUUCUAGUCGGAUAAGUUACUAAUGUUAGUGCUUUUAGUGGACGCUAGUUCAAUCAUGAUAAGUCUGUUUUAAACAUGCAUUUUGGUUGGUGUAUGCCCGCCCGGGCAUACUUAUCCGGAGUUCUUAAUCAUGAACAUCGUGAAGGUUUAUUUUUGAAUAUUGUUUGUAUAUAAGCUUUUCGCUCUGAGGCUGUCAUAGUAUGUAUAAAAAUUUAAGCUAAUUUUUUUUUAGACCUUAAAGGACUGAACCAUGGCCGUUAAAUAAAUUAAAAAAAAAUGUAUGAUAACAAAAACUUAAUAACUUGAGUGAAUUGUUUGAUUUAUUUUCUAUUUUUGCAUAGAAAGGUAAAAAAAAUUGGCAGUGCCAUUGAAAAAGUAAAAAAAAAAAUUGAAAUGCAUAUAAAAACUUCGAAAUUGACACGAUUCGGGCACUCUGGCAAUCGAUUCUGAAAUUUUUUAUAUAGAUUUAAAAAAAAUUACCAUCAUAUCAAGCCAUGACCGGGGUCCAUCGGACCAUCACCUCCCACCAUGAGAAGGGUUAGAGACCACCACGCUGGCUCAGUGCGGAUUGGUGGACUCAAAAAAUGCCAAAAAAUUAAUAUUUCCUCAAUUGUAUGUAAAAACUCUUUAAUACAAAUUAUAAAAUUAUAAACUAACCAAAAUUAAUCUAGCGUCCAUUGAGAGUGUUAAAACUAUUUUAUUGUUAUUGUGAUACGGCAAGUAGGAAUAAGCGAUGUCGAUCUCGGGUUAAUUAUUAAAAUUAAUGUAUAGUUAAUAAUUAAUUAUUGUUUUAAUUAUAGUAUAUUUCGGGAGCAAACGUGGAUUCCAUGCACUUAGCAUGAAUUUGAUACGCCAUCGAAAUUCAGUCUCGUAAAACCUAAAGUCAAAGAAAAAUGAACUUAAUGAAACUCGUUAUAGCGAUGCAAAAUUGUACAAACACGACCUGUUUUUUUUAAAUGUCGAAUGCCAGAAGAAAAAUAAAUAAAUUAUGUCAGUUGAAAAUGACGUAAUCGAAAUUCAAAUUAGAAUUACGCGAAUUUAAGCUCAAUUCGUAGGGAGUGAAGGUUUUUCAUAGGGAUAAAGGUUUGUGUCACGAUUGUUCUCGCAUUUUUUUUUUUUUUUAAUUUAUGGUGGACUCUGUAAAUAAAACUUUAAUAAAGAUAAAUUAUUGCUUGCUUUUUAUUUGCAAUUUUGAACCUUAUGAUAAAAGCCAUAAAAAUGUUUUGUUAAUCGAUACGUCAAUAUAGUUCUAGCAGUAAUACAAAAAAAGCUACUUUAAAAAUACUUACAUUAGGUUCAUUUUACUAUGACAAUACAUUGUUUCUAUAUCCGAUAUGGAUUAAGAUAGCUCGUAUAGAUCUCAAGCUAAGUACUGUUUAUCCAUAAACACAGUAACCCUGAUUUUCUACGAUAUUGAAUAAUUAUUAUGACGUCAAAAUGUGACACUUCUUACUAAGCUGUCAAUUGCGAAGUCACUAGCAAACUUAUCUUAAAAAUAACAUAGCUCUAAGCUGAAGCGUCAGCUUAAAGCUAUGUUAUUUUAAAAUUAUAGUUUCAAGAUGAUACCAAUAAUUGUAAUUUUAAAACAACCAGAUAAGUUUGUGGGACUUUACAGUACGUCGAAAUUUGACACAUCUCAGACUAUUUGAAGUUUUCAGUCAGUGUGUAACGGUUCAAUGUCACGGAGGAUAAGGGCAGUAGACUGAGCCAUUCACAGAAAAGGAUGCAAAAUGUUUGCACCGUUUUUCGUAGUUUCGUCAACACAAAUCGUCCCUUAAAAUAGCGUGUUCGACCGAUUUGUCAGCGUGCCGAUUUUGUGUAUAACCAUCUUUAAUCGACCGUCUAUAAACUACAAAGUUAAUUGGAAAUCAAGUAUUUAGAUUGUAGAUAUAAUUUUUCUUUAAAAUGGCGUAAUGUAUUGUGUGCAGUACACCACUUAGCACUAACCAAUAUUUUUAUAAAUAAAUUUUAAUUAUGUUCUACUACAGAUCACGAGGUCAGGUGGAUUCAGUAUUUUAUUUAAAUAUAAAAAAUUUUUAGAAUAAUUCUCAUUGCCAGCUUAAAGGAACCAUUUCGGAUGAAGACAGGCCCUUGAAAUAGUUUCCAAGUCAUAGUUUAUAUCUUCGAUAUUAAUACUUAUUAGAAAAUAGAAAAAUCGGUUGGUCACAAAAUCGGUCACGUACGCUUAGUUUUAGUGUUUUCGUGUAAAUAAAUUGUACAUAAACUAUUGUAACGGUAUUAUUUCCUUGCGACCGAUUUUCCGUUAUGCGACUAUUAUUUUAUUUUGCUCUAAAUUAAUUAACAAA